Cinclus cinclus is the source of this 1257-nucleotide messenger RNA. It is a transcript of the gene LRRC23, whose product is annotated as leucine rich repeat containing 23. Gene Ontology annotation, molecular function: protein binding. The record is from RefSeq and is a predicted model, not a curated record. NCBI's taxonomy places the organism in Eukaryota, Metazoa, Chordata, Aves, Passeriformes, Cinclidae.
AUGGAUGGUGGUUGUGUGAACAGCUCUGCUUGGACCAGCUUAUCUAGCACUAACGUUACCCAGCCCUGCCUGACUCUGAACCGUCCCCGUUUUGAGCUGGGGUGCGCACAGAGGUCCCUUCCCACCGAAAAAGUCCUUCGGUUCUCCGGAUACGCUAACAGUUGCAGACGUCACCAGGCGGGGAAGGCGGAGCGGGGAUCGCAAAGCACAAGUGAGGGCGGGACACGCUCGGAGCUUUCGGAGCGCCGGGGCCGGGGCGGCGGGGACAGCGGCGGGCCCGCCCCGUUCCCAUGGCAGCGGCCGGGCCUCAGCCGGCGGCCACCGCGGGAGGCGGCGAGCGCGGCCUGCCCCGGGAGGAUGGAGGGCGAGGAGAAGGAGGAGGAUGAGGAGAAGGAAGAAGAGGAGCCGGCUCCCUGUCCCCUGACGGAGGAAGUCCUCAAGGAGGGCCUCUCUCUCCUCAGUACGACCGGCAACGGGCUGGCCUAUGCCUACGUGAAGUUUGAAGCCAAAGACAAGGGUCUGACAGACAUCAGCCUCCUCGAACGCUUCAUUCACCUGCGGUAUGUGGAUUUGUCAAAGAACAAACUGAAAGAUUUGGCCCCACUGAGCAACCUAACCCAGCUACUUUGGCUGAAGGUGGAUAGGAAUCUGCUCACGAGUGCCAGCAUGCAGGAGCUGCCCUACCUCCAAGUCAUCAGCUUUGAUUGCAACCGCAUCAUGGAUUUGGAGGGCAUUACUCACCCCCUUCUAGCCAGCAUCAGCCUGAAAGAAAACAAAAUCCAGACAGUGCUGGGCCUGAGUCACGACCAGUUGUUCAGCCUCCAAGUCCUGGAGCUGCGAGGAAACGAGAUAAAGACCACAGCAGGACUUGGUGUUUCCAAGCUCAAGAAGCUCUAUCUGGCCAAGAACACCAUUUGCAGCCUUGAAGGCCUUGAGGAGUUUGAGCAGCUGGAGACUCUGCACCUGCGUGGCAACAAGCUUGAGGCCCUGGAUGGAUUCUCUGAUACAAUGAAGUGCCUACAGUACCUCAAUCUACGGAGCAAUGGGAUCAAAAGCUUUCAGGAGGUGGAAAAACUGCAGGUUCUCCCUAUGCUGCAGGCACUGGUGCUGCUGGACAAUCCAUGUGCCGAAGAACCUGAUUACCGGCUGGAGGUCCUGUCCCGGCUGCCACAGCUGCAGCGCCUUGACAAGGAAUCAGUUGAGGAAGAGGAGCGGCAAGAGGCGGAGAAUAUCCGUCAGGAAAGGAAGGAAAAAUAA